Molecule: messenger RNA, 903 nt
Organism: Penicillium brevicompactum
Lineage: Eukaryota; Fungi; Ascomycota; Eurotiomycetes; Eurotiales; Aspergillaceae
Product: SDR family oxidoreductase
Exons: 1
Coding region: 1-903 (300 amino acids)
Cellular component (GO): cytosol
Molecular function (GO): oxidoreductase activity
Source: RefSeq, a predicted model, not a curated record
AUGUCGGAUCGAGAUCCUUUCCUGCUUGAGACUAAUUGGCCUGCUGUGGCAGGCUAUGUAUCGACGCGCAAGGAUACUUAUCCGUUCAUCGAUCCCUCCAAAGUCGACUUGACGGGUAAGUCGGUCUUGAUCACGGGCGCCUCCAAGGGGAUCGGCAAGGCGACCGCGAUCAGCUUCGCCAUCGCAGGCUGCUCGAAGAUAUUGCUAGCCGCUCGUUCGGACCUAGCCAACGUCGAGACAGCCGUCCACGACGCCGCUAGAAAGGCAAACCGGCCUCAGCCAUCCGUGUAUUCCCUCAAGGUGGAUGUAACCUCGGAGGACUCCAUGCGAGUGGCCUCCGAGACUGCGGCAAACGUGCUCGGUGGUAGCCUCGAUAUUUUGAUAAACAACGCGGGCUACUUGGAGGAGUGGAAGUCCAUUACCGAGUCCAAGCCGAGCGAGUGGUGGCGGACUUGGGAGGUCAACAUUAAAGGCACCUAUCUCGCGGUCCACUUUUUCGUGCCGCUGCUGCUCAAGUCGCAAACCAAGACAGUCAUCAAUAUCAGCAGCGGUGGUGCCCACGUCAUGUUUCCCGGUGCGUCGGCUUACCAGACUACCAAGUUUGCCCUCUGCCGCCUGACCGAAUUCAUGGACAAGGAGUAUCGCGAUCAGGGUUUAAUUGCCAUCUCACUCCAUCCGGGUGCCGUUCAGACCGAGCUGGCCAUGAACAUGCCCCUGGAGAGGCAGGCCGUAUUGACCGAUACGCUGGAACUACCUGCUGACACGCUGGUGUGGCUCACCCGUGAGCGACGCGACUGGCUCGCUGGCCGAUUUGCCUCGGUGAGCUGGGAUAUGGAGGAGCUGGAGCAGAAGAAGGAAGAUAUUCUCCAAAGAAACUUGCUCAAGUUCCGCGUGACGAUUUGA